AGGCAGGGUGGUUGCAGUGAACAAGUGCAGUGAACAAGUGUUUUCGGUGAUCCCUCGGCCCUCCACGUCUACUGUUCUGGAAAUUCCUAGAAUCCAAUAGAACGAAUCAAGUCCGGCCUUGUUUUAAAAAAGGUUAUCAAGAUGGGCUUGGUAAUCAAUCAAAAUGCACUUGCCUACUCCAUGACGUUUCUGGCAACAAAAAUGAUGAACACAAUCUUCCGCUUCUAUUAUGUACAACUCUUCACCGAUUACUACCACAUAUCAGAGUCAUGGUUCCACGUGGCGCAGGUGGUCUACAUGAUAUGGAACGCUGUCAAUGAUCCAUUGUUUGCAUACUGGCAAGACAACUCCAACAUCAAGGCAUUCCGCUCCCGUCGUCAUGCCAUCAUGUACGGAGCGCCACUGUUUGCCAUCUGCUUUCUCCUGCCAUGGUUUCCCUGGAAGACCUAUGAAGCCAAUGAAUGGAUAAUUGGAGUCCAUCUAAUGGUUUCUCUAUGCUGCUAUGAUACUCUUUUUACCUUUGUGCUCUUAUCGUACUGCGCUCUCUUUGCCGAGAUAUCCACUCGACACGAGGACCGCGUUAGGCUGACCAGGUACGGCCAAGUUGCUUCUAUUGUGGGAUCAACGUCGGUUCUCAUCAGCCAGUUUGUGUCGGACAACUUGAAAAACUUCCAUGCCUUCCAGAUGUGGUGCGUCAUUGUAGCCUUUCUAAGUUGGGCUGCAAUGCACUACACAGGGCGCAACGUAAAGGUACAGUGUGAUGUUAAAUCAACUGGUAUAGCACUUUCAAGACAGGACAGUAAGAAUAUGAAAUCACAAGGUCUCUCCAAUCAAGAUAGUUCUCUCUCCGUAUCGUACAAACAAGCGAAACAGAUCAUCUUCAACAGAAACUUCUUGAUAUUCGUAUUCAUCAACUUUUGUCAGAUAUUUCAGGGUGAUUACGGGGCAAACUUUCUGUCUGUCUUUGCGACCCAACUCAUUCCGGAGUCUGACCUCUCUUCAUCUCAAAGGAAAGUGAUGUUUGGUUCAUUAUUUAUCUUGCCACAGUUACUUGUCUUAAUCCUGAGCAUUUUCGUCAGUCGACAUGGUUACUAUCGGAUCAUUAUCUGGUCAUUUUAUUUCAAAAUCUGUUCAUCAAUCCUCAUGUUUCUGAUUGGAUCUCAGCACACCUAUAUUCUAGUUAUCUUCUUUUUUACAGACAGAAUUUUACCUGGUUCUGUGACACCUUUCUUCAACCUUUGUGUGUCUGACAUCAUCGAUAAUGAUCAACAAAGGUACCAGAGAAUGAAUCCUCUGUCAUCCACAGUCUUUGGCUACAAUGCUUUGUUCACCAAGCCAGCAUCCUCCUUAGCUCCUAUGAUGGUAGUAAACAUUCUCAAUCGCUAUGGUUACCAAGAGCUACAGGAUGAGCGUCUCUCACUCCAAGGAACCACUCAGCUCAAAGAAACCAUGUUCUUACUGACCUGUUUUCUACCGAUCAUUGUAGGUUUGUUGCAGCUUGUGGCAUGGAGGAAUUACACGAUACGCAAUAGUCACAUCGCCAUAGCCAAACAUGUAGAAACGUAGUGUAAUAAAUCAUAAAAGUUACUGUUGGCCGCUUGUUUGGAGGCGCCUUUAAUGACUUGUCUUGUAUCUGUUUGGUAUCAGGGUACUGGUGUAUAAGUAGGUACCUUGAGAUGGUUUAUGAAAGUUCUCGGCACUGACCAAAUUGUCAUCAAUUUCAGUGAAACUCUUGGUUUUGAUUGGCUGAGAAGCACUGGUCUCUAACUGUUACUAUGGGAAAUGAUAGAGAAUGAAAAAAACUUGUCAGUGCUAGACAGUUUAAUGAAAUGAUGUCCUGGGUCCCAUCUUACAUAGAGUUGCAAUUAAUCCGAUUAACCUCAACUAUAUGGAAGUCCAUCAUCGUCAUAAUUUUCCCUGCAGAAAAUUUGCACAAUGUCCUUUGUAAACAAAGAGAAGCUUACCAAAUUUUAAAGACAGCAAUGAAUGUAUGACUAUACAUCACAUCUAGAAAUUAUUUAGAACAAACAUUCAUUUAGAUAUUGUUGGUGGCUUUUCAUAGUUAUGGUUGAUUGGAUCAAUCGCAAAUCUUUGAAGACUGAGCCUGGUAAGUUUCAUUUGUUAAUUUCCCUUGAAGAUCUGGUGCCAUUUAAAGGCAAAGUGUUCAUAUUCAAAUUCUUCUGAACAGACUUAAAUUUUUUUAAAUGUAUUCAAGAAGAGCUUGUUACUAUUUUUCCAGAGCUUAAAUUUUGGAAUCACAAUAACAAAAAAAGGAAUCUCUAAGAUUUUGAUCCAUAAUUAACAGCACAUGGUCAUCAGUCCGUAUAAGUAAAACUCCAUUUUAGUAAUCCACCGAUGAAUCCCAGCCAUGGCGUAAUUCCCUUCAGCAAUAAAUUGAUCCAAAUUGUGCUGCACUCAACCCAGGUGAGGUAAAUGGUACCUAGAAGACAUUUCUUCCUUGAAACGCAGAGCGCAUAACAGCUGCUCUGCCAAAGCAAGGGUAUCUACAUGUAUGCUUCAUUAGUGUAGAGCGCUUAGAGAAGUUCUGAUGAAGUAAAUGUUAAGCAUUAUAUAAGCAAGUAUAAUAAUUAUUAGUAGUGUUAGUUUACUUUUGAGUGUUUCUGUAUUAUACUACUAUCCUCAUUCAUUCCCUGUGGCACAAAAAGGCCUCCAUGCUUUUCUUUCCACUUUUGGCAGUCUCUAGCACAAUCCCUGGUCUUCUGUAUACUUCUCAUUAUAUGGGAAUUUUUGGUUUAUUAAAACCUCUUGAAAUCAUUUGAUGUGGUUCAAGAAUGUGAAUGGAAUUGGAAUAUCAUCCUGACAUUCCGCUUGUUCUUGAUAAAGGCCCAUUGAAUAUUGGUCUUAUGAAUUUAGGUAUUGUAUAGUAUCAGAAAGCUAUACCAUGCUUCAGAAAUGGUUUUUAUUGAAAAGGCAGAAGGAAAACAAGUUUAGUUUUGGACACAAUUUUUAGUUUUGACAAUUUCCAUCCCAAAAUACCUAUAAAUAUGAGACUUAAGAUCACAUCUUUCGUAAAAUAUUUGUUAUAUGAUAUACUUUUGCUUCACAUCUUACAACGAAUUCCAACAGUAAAGAAUCAUCAGGGACAACAAAAGUAUACAUGUAUCAUUUUCAUUCUUGUCAUUUGGAAUACAUUUGUCUGUAACAAUGUUUUAUUUUUUUAAUGGGCACUUUAUACCCAGAAUACCCUCAAAUGUGCAUAGAAUUUGAGUACCAGUAUAGGUACUGUAAAGUAUGAAAAAUAGAUAUAUUAUUAAGAAUAUUCAUAGGACAUUCAAGGUGCAGUUCGAAUGGGGAUUAUAUGUCUAUGCAGUAAAUUUAGGUGAUGUCUCUAUUAGUAUAAAAGGGCAUUGAGCUUGCGUUUUCCAUAGCUAUCAGUUGGAUAUCUGUUGUCAUAAUAUGUUAUGUAUUUUAUUUUUUUAAGUCGUUGGUUGAGUAUUUUUAUAUUUAUACAUAGACUGAUAAUUAUGUAUCCAUUGAAGUGGAUUUUCUGGCUGCAAUUUAUUCAAGCAUUAUUAUUGUAAGUACUCCUGAAAUACAUAUAGCUAGAUCAAAAAAAUUAUUAACUAUUAAGAGAAUAUAUUUUGUAUUGAUUUUUAUUUUAUAAUCUUUACAUUGUGCAUUAUUUCAAUGCAUUCAACUCCGUUGUGACCAUAUCAUUAUAUGAAUUGUAAUACAGAAUGGAUCUUUUUGUUUUGCACUUAUGAUGGUAUUAUAAUUGUACAGGUUUUUUUUAUUAGGGUUAAAACAGUAGCAACACAUUUAUAAAAAACAACCAUAAGCGACCAAUUAUUGGGCAGCUAAUGAUAUUUCAGCAUACAAAUUCUUUUGUGCAUUGUGUUUAAUUGAUAAUUGCUAUCUUCAUGAUGGUCCUUUGCUGGUUACCUACUUUAAAGUCUUUCAGAAUUCCAGUGCAUAAUGGUAUUUGAAAAUUUCAUGUUAGAUUUUUGUACUAGAUUGAUUUUGAUGCAAGAAAGAUGUACCCCAAAUAGGAAGGAAAUAAUUAUUCUUCUGCAUUUAACAAACUUUGCAUAAUUAUACAUAAGGCCUUUCCGCUUAAAUGAAUUUACUUCAAUAAACUCAGUACUUGGGAUGGUGCAUGCUUCGAUAUUGGUUUUAUAGAGUGUCACUUUUUUGUCAACUAUAAAAAAAAGUAAUUAGGGUGUAAACUUGUACAUUGUAAUAGGAAUGAGUACUAUUAUAAUUAUUUUCACAUUAUCAUGACUAAUUUCAGACUUAACAAUAUCCAAAUAAAUAUGGGGGUCACCUUGAUGUGACAUUAAUAGGCCUUUUAAUAGUUGGGGGGAAAAUCUUUACUUUAUAUGGAAAUUUUAUUGAAAUUGAGUAAACAGACAAUUAUAUUAAUUAAUCAAUUAUUUAAUGACAUUUUAAUGUCUGAUUCUUUCACCACGCAGUGAAUGCGGCUGUACUGUAUGCAAAGAAGUGAGCCAAUGAUGUCACAAGCUCAUCUUUUUUGUAUCUAAUAUUCAUAAUAUUUCACAUUCCUAUUUUGCAGUAUCCAACAGAUGUGAAACAUCGUUUCACAUAAACUCAACUAGAACUCAAUUGCACCUCAUCACCUUCAAGAUUCUUUAGAACCCAAGUAAUUAUGAAAUACUAAAGAGAAAUGACAGGAUACAUCAUUUAUAACCUCCCACCCAGAGGCGGUGGAACGUCAGGUGCCCCUCCAUUUUCUUUCUCCGAGCCUGAUGUUUUGCCGCCUCUGCUCCUACCCCAAAACUAACAAUUAGUAGCCAAAAAUCAACUUUGAUAUUUUUAUUGAGAUUGAAAAGGGACAUCAUAAGCUUCAAAAUGAUAUCUUAAUAUAACUCAAAAUUUAUCUCCGAUACUCCACACAAGUACUUGAAUGAACUUAGACAAAACACAUUGAGAGCUUCAAUUAAUAAAGGAGAAACAUAGUUUGAAUUUGAAGGUUACUCAAACAUGAGAUGUGCACACUAUGCAAUCUCUGCGAAACUUCCAAGAAGUCUUCUUUUUUUAAUGGUGUCAAAGAAACUCUUGUAUCUUGUCUUUUAUUUUACUUUGCAACUUCAAAUCUCACAGUAUGAAGAAAAAUAUUUACUGGUACUCUUUCAGAUUAGCUUAUUUUCAAGAUUUUAUGAUUUGAUAUUUUAGCUUAUUUUCAAGAUUUAGUGAAUUGAUAUUUUAGCUUAUUUUCAAGAUUUUAUGAAUUGAUAUUUCAAGCUAUUUACUGAAAACCUACUCUGGCUACUUAUUGUUCUUUUGGGUUGGCUGGUCACAUUGGUUGUCACUAUGAGGUAUUUGUAUUCAAAGUUAUGUUAAUUAAUUAGCAUACCCACGAGGAGUGUAAUCAUUUCUGUUGGAUGUAAUAGACUAUUAUUAUUUGAAAACAAGGGUAUGGUUUUGUCUCAUGAAUGUGUAUGUAACAUAUCAUUUACCUGAAGACGGCAAUAACAUACUUUUUAGGACCAAAUAUGCGCAUUAAAUUAUUUAAUGCUGUCAUGUGAAGCCCCCAAUGGUUCAGUACUGUAUAUUAUACUUGCACAUGUUUUAUUAUAUUAUACUUACACAUAUUAUACUUACACAAUAGUUUUAUUGCACAAAUCUAUAAAUAAAUUCUAUGCAUAAUAUAAUAAUGUAAUAGAUACUGUGAGGUCAUUUCAUGGACUCUUGUUUUGUAUGUUACAGCCCAUUUUAGUGCAUGUCAUACUCACAGUACUAUGCACAUUUAAAGUGUCAUUUCAUACUGCCAUUUGGAUAUUUGCCUUCCUAUUUCAUUAGAUCUUUAAAAGUUUUUACCUCUUUAAUAUUGGUCUAUUCAUUCAACUCGAUGUCCUUUUUAAAAAGUGGAUUCUUUUGUACAUUUUAAAUGUCUUGCCCAUUUGACCUAUUCACUACUUAAUUCAGUUACGUUGUAUAUUCAGGGAUUUCCUGUUUUGAGAAGGAAAUGGAUUAUAUUGAUCUGAAAUAGUGCAUAGUCAAUAUAAACUAUAUUUUAUACAAUAAAAGAAUCUGAUUCUAUUAUCAAUAAACAUAGUGAUGAAAAUAAAA
This is a messenger RNA of Lytechinus pictus (painted urchin), 6051 nucleotides long. Its product is annotated as transmembrane protein 180-like. Bases 142 to 1566 code for a protein of 474 amino acids. The transcript is spliced from 6 exons. The record is from RefSeq and is a predicted model, not a curated record. Lineage: Eukaryota; Metazoa; Echinodermata; Echinoidea; Temnopleuroida; Toxopneustidae.